Racocetra persica is the source of this 187-nucleotide messenger RNA. The record is from the annotation of a GenBank genome assembly. NCBI's taxonomy places the organism in Eukaryota, Fungi, Glomeromycota, Glomeromycetes, Diversisporales, Gigasporaceae.
AUGUUGGAAAAAUUUCCAGUAACUCGGUUCAUUUCUGGUAUGUGUGGAAAUAAGAUUGAACAAUUGUGGCAUGAAUUUUAUCAGUUGUACAAUGUCUUACAACAAUCGCAACUUUCAGAUCAAGAAAUCUGUCAGUAUAAAGUUGAUGCGAAAAAUUGGGUUCGAAACUUUUGCUGCCCAAGUCAAG